UCUCUCUCUCUCUCUCUCUGAGCAGUCUAUCUGUCUAUGCCGCUGUGCACACGUGUACAUGUAGUUUAUUGUGAAAGCGAUUCUGGUUAAGAAGCGUUACUCAACGCGCAGCUGUAGACUACGUUACCCAUAAUGCACCGGCGUCGGCUUCCAAGCUGGCUGACUGCUCUCGAGGCAGCGUUUCUCAUUUAAACAAACAGCAACGGAAGAUGGCGGAGACAGAGACGGAGACGGAGCUGAAAUAGAAAGCAGCAAACGAGCAGAAGAGAAGAAGAGAUAUUUCUGUUUGUCGGAGGAGGUGAAAACUGAGCCAAGGCAGUGUGUGUGUGAGCGACGGAGUGUGUGUGUGUGUGUGUGUGUGUUUGGACGAGCGGAGGAUCACUGCAUCUUCUCUCCGAUCUGUCACAAGGAUGUGAAGCUCGACAAAGCAGAAGCUUGUAAUAAAACACUGCUGAAGAGGUGCUGAUAUGUGUAGAAGAUGAGCGGUGUGGGGGAAAACUCCAUGGAGCCUCUGUGCCCCGAUCGCAAACGCAGUCUAUCCACCUGCGACACGCCCGGCCUCGGGUGCGAGAAGCGGCGGCGAGAGCAGGAGAGCAAAUACAUCGAGGAGUUGGCCGAGCUGAUCUCGGCCAACCUGAGCGACAUCGACAGCUUCAACGUCAAACCGGACAAGUGCGCCAUCCUGAAGGAGACGGUGCGGCAGAUCCGACAGAUCAAAGAGCAAGGGAAAGCCUCGUCGAGCGAUGACGACGUCCAAAAAGCCGACGUGUCCUCCACGGGUCAGGGGGUCAUCGAUAAGGACCACCUCGGACCUCUGUUACUCCAGGCACUGGACGGCUUCCUGUUUGUGGUGAACAGAGAGGGGAGCAUCGUGUUCGUGUCCGAUAACGUCACUCAGUACCUGCAGUACACGCAGGAGGAGCUGAUUAACACCAGCGUCUACAACAUCCUGCACGACGACGACCGAGACGACUUCCACAAGAACCUGCCUCGGAAUAACGUGAACAGCAUGGCGUGGGGAGGAGAAGCUCCUCGACAGAAGAGCCACACCUUUAACUGCCGCAUGCUGGUGAAGUUCGGCGCCGGUCCGGCCGAGGAGAACCCCGGGACGCCCCGCUACGAGACCAUGCAGUGUUUCGCCCUCACACAGCCGAAAGCCAUGAUGGAGGAGGGAGAAGACCUGCAGUCAUGUAUGAUCUGCGUGGCACGACGUGUGACUACGUUGGAGAGAACAGAGAGCUUCAACACCAAACACGAUCCCUCAGGCAAACUGAUUCAGAUAGACCAGAAUUCCCUGCGUGCCUCCAUGCGUCCAGGUUGGGAGGACCUGCUGAGACGCUGUAUACAGAUGUUUUUACAGCACAGUGAUGGACAGCCCUGGUCAAAUAAACGGCACUACCAUGAGGCCUAUCUUCAUGGUCAUGCAGAGACCCCCGUGUACAGAUUUUCGUUAUCAGAUGGCACCCCAGUCACAGCGCAGACCAAAAGCAAGCUCUACCGCAACCCGAUGACCAACGAGCCCCAGGGCUUCAUAUCUACCCACCUGUUACAGAGGGAGCCCAAUGGCUGUCGCACCAACCAAACUGGGGGCAUGAGGCAGCAGGGCAUGGGGGGCGCUAACCCCAACGGCCAAAUGAACAUGGGUCCUGGUGGAGGCAUGGGGAUGGGGGGCAUGAGUGGUAUGGGAGGGAUGGGUAUGAAUCGGGGUUAUGGCAUGAAGGACAUGGGGCACAUGGGUCACAUGGGUGGUGGGGGGUCCAUGUAUGGGGGCAGCAUGGGCAAUCGAAUGAUGCAGAUGAAUCAGAUGAGUCAAAUGGGUCAAAUGAAUCCAAUGAAUCCUAUGGCUCAGAUGAAUCCGAUGAAUCACCCUGGUCCUGGGAUGCAGCAUCAGCAUCAGCAGCCUCUGUUCCAGGCCUCGGGAGGCUACGGGCUCGGAGGCACGAAUAGUCCGUCUCAAGGCAGCCCGGGUCUAAACGGACCUCAGCAGGGUCUCCUCAUGUCUCCACGCAACAGAGGAAGUCCAAAAAUGGCGUCCAGCCAGUUUUCUCCAGGAGGCAUCCAUUCUCCCAUGGGUCCGGGCAGUGUAGGAGCUUCAUCGGGAGGUGGAGGUGGAACCACCUUUUCCAGCAGCUCUCUCAAUGCUCUUCAGGCCAUCAGUGAAGGAGUAGGCGCCUCCCUGCCAUCCACCCUGACGUCCCCUUCUACAGCACACAAACCCGACUGCUCUCCAAGUAUCCACUCCUCGUCAUCCUCCUCCCAACCUCCUUGUAAGCCAGGACAUGGGGACUCCAAAAGCCCAGCAGGAGCCUACAGUCAUGGACCUGGAGAUCAGCAUCACCCCUUGCACCACCACCAUCACCACGGCCACACCCACCAAGCAGAGAGCAGCAGUGCGGACCGACCCGACAGCCAGGCUGGUGGAGGCAGCAAAGAGUCCGGGGAAGCGACCAGCGACGCUGGGAAUGCUUCAUCAGAACCUCCUCGGAAGAUUCCAGAUGGAAAGGGACACAAGAAGUUACUCCAGCUCCUCACCUCACCGACCGAGGAGCUGGGACUCGGGGUUGGAAGUGGACCUCCUGGACCUCCCACAGGAGGUAACUUGGAAGGUAAGGAACCGGGAUGCGUGACGAGUCCGUCUUCCGUCUCUUCAUCCACCAAUCAGAGCCAGGUUCUUGGAGCGGCAGGAGGAGGACCCUCUGAAGCUCUGGGUUCUUCUCACUACACAGCGUCGCUCCAGAAAAAGCACAAGAUCCUCCACAAGCUGCUCCAGAAUGGAAACACACCUGACGAAGUUGCGAAAAUCACCGCUGAGGCAACGGGUAAGGCGGUGCUCGGACAAGAAGCUGGCGCCGCUGGAGGAGACGCGGGAGGCUCCAACGCAGGACCAGCAGGAGUCUCGGGAACGUCCGAACCCAAGCAGGAGCAACACAGCCCCAAGGAGAAGAAAACCAACGCCCUGCUCCAUUACCUUCUCAACAACAAGGACGACUCCAACUCCAAAGAGACCAGCGACAUCAAACCAAAGCCUGAAGAUCUGGAAGGGAAAGGCAUCACCGGGGGGAACAGUGGCACUCCGCUCAGCAGAGGAGCGCAGGAGAACAUGGAGGGCAAAAUCAAAUCAGAACCUCCUGACGAGCUGGACACCAUCCUCGGAGGCCUGAGGGGUUCUGGAGCAGAUUUCCCAGAGCAGGGGGAUGCAGGAGGUGCUCCUGAUGGAGGGAACAAGCCUCAUUCGUUUGCUGAUGACGGAAUGAUGAACAGGGGAAUGGGAAUGCCGGAGCGCUCACCCAUGGGCCCGGCUGGAGACUGGGGAAUGCCGCGGUCAACCGGCAGCCCCUCCAUCAUGCGUCCUGCCGUCGAGUCCUACAACUCCAAGGGAAUGAUGGGAGGAGGACCCAUGGUGAACAGGUCCAACAGCGUUCCCGGGACCAGGUCCAUGCUGCAGCAACAGCUGAUGGAUAUGGGCUCCGGUGAUCUGAGCAUGGCGAUGGGGCCGUUCAGCCAGCAGCACUGUCCAGACAGUCAGUCGCCGUCCUGGCCGGACAAUAUGAUGGGGAUGGACAACAGGCGUCAGUUUGGGAACGCUCUGGAUGAGUUGUUGGUUCCUCCGUCCACGUCUGAGGGUCAGAGUGAUGAGAGAGCUCUGUUAGAUCAGCUCGACUCUCUGCUCAACAACACCGAUGUUUUAGCUCUGGAGGAGAUCGACCGCGCCCUGGGCAUCCCUGACAUCAUCAGCCAGGGUCAGGGUGGAGAUCUGCAGCCCGAGCCCUUCCCCGCACAGGACCCGUCCAUGGUGAUGGAGCAGAAGCCCAUGUACCCGCAGGGUUACCCCGGACCCCCAUCCAUGCCCAUGCCCUCCGGUUACGGUGCCAGCCCCAUGCAGGGUGCGCCUCCCCCUGCGCCCUAUAGCCCCAUGCUCAACCAGAUGGGGCAGCAGGGUAACUACCCCGGGAUGGGCGGCAUGGGGCCGAUGGGGGGCAUGGGGCAUCCGCGCGCUGUCAUAAUGAGACCAAGGAUGAUGAGCGCCACCAAACCUACACGCUUGCAGCUGCAGCAGAGGCUACAGGGACAACAGUUUAUGAGCCAGGCUCGGCAGGGCAUGGGCAUAAAGAUGGAGAAUCCCGGUGGAGGUGGAGGCCCUGGCAUGAGGCCUGGCAUGCAGCCAGGGAUGGGAGGCCAGUCGGGCUUCCUGAACGCUCAGAUGAUGGCUCAGCGUAGCAGAGAGAUGCAGAUGCGGAGACACAAGAUGAUGAUGUUGAUGCAGCAGCAGGCAGCAGGUGGAGGUUUCAGUCCUCCGCCCAACGUCACGGCCCCCACGGGGAUGGAGGGCAUGGGGGGGCCGGGUAUGGGCCAGCCUGGACAGCAGCAGUUCAGCUAUGGAGGAAACUAUGGAAUGGGCCAGCAAGGUGAUCCGUCUUUCGCCCCCGCCGGAGGUCCCAGCCCACCCAACGCCAUGAUGCCAGGCCGCAUGGGGCCUCCUCAGAAUCCCAUGAUGCAGCAGCACCCGCAGGGCGGCCCCAUGUACCAGAGUCCCGACAUGAAGGGCUGGCCUCAGGGAGGAAUGUCACGCAACAGUUCGUAUCCACCACAAGCGUUUGCGCAGCAGGGCUCGGCCACGCCGUACGGCUCCAUGAUGAUGAACGGCGCUAACGCGGGUCACAUGGGUCAGAUGAACAUGGGCAUGAUGGGGAGGAUGCCGAUGGGCCCUGAUCAGAAAUAUUUAUGAAGAGGAUGGAGGGACAGCCGUCACCAUGGCGACACUGUGAAGCUAACAAAACAUGAUACACACCUGAAUGUUCAGACCUUGCGUGUGAAACUAAUUGUAACACAGUGUAAAUACACACACACACACACACACACACACACACACACACGUGUACUGGAUUCAUCUACGUCCUCUAUAUCUGUCUUUGUCCUGAGAGACUUUCUCUGUUUCUUCGUGAGCUUUCUUCAUUCUGUUUCUCAGUGAAACAUCAAAACUGAACAAACGAGCAGUUUAGAGGAACACGAAGACACACACACACACACACACACACACACACACAUCUUUGCGAAUGUAUAUCAUGCCGUGUUGACCAUCUGGAUGUAAGAUCACCUUCUGUCCUGUUAAAGGUACGAGAGAGAGAGAGAGGAAGAGAGAGAGGAAGAGAGAGAGGAAGCUGUGAUUGCACUUUAACGGAAAGUCAGAGCUGUUUCACGGCGUUAGGAGUGUUGCAAUAUAUUUUUUUCUCUCGCUCAUUUUAGCCUUAUCGGAGAAGCGACGCGCAGGAAACGGAGCUCCUCGCCGUCCUCCGUCGGAGCGGGACGAUUAUGAAAUCUGAAAGCAGCAAGCACAGACGAUCUGUUUUCUGCAGAUUGAAGCAAUAAAUCUCGUCUCGCUGGAUUCUUCGAUUUCUCGACGUGAAGGUUGCAGUAUUAGAAAUCUCGAGCUCACGUUCACAUUUCUCCUGUUUUUUCCCUCCUCUUCCGUCUUGUGAUUAUAAUUUGUAAAUACAGUGCACAUGUUUUAUAUCUGCUUUUGUAGCUCACAGGUUUUGCACAACAGGUUUCGUCAGGCUUCGUGUUUAAAUCGCGUCUGUUCCGCGUUACAGAUCGGUACGUCCGAUUGUUCCAGCAGGGUGCGGGGUUCUCUUUUUUUAAUCGUUAUUUCUUUAUUUUUAUUUUUAUUUUUAUUUUAUUUUAUUAAUUGUAAUCUCUUAACUGAAAAGCCACCACUUUUUUAUUCUUUGAACAAAAGCACUUUUUUUUUUUUUCUAGAACAUAUUUUCUUCCUCACACUCGUACAUGGUGAAACACGGACUGACGAAUCCUCUGACGAAUCCUCUGACGACUCCUCUGACGAAUCCUCUGACGACUCCUCUGACGAAUCCUCUGACGACUCCUCUGACGAAUCCUCUGACGAAUCCUCUGACGACUCCUCUGACGAAUCCUCUGACGACUCCUCUGACGGCUCCUCUGACGACUCCUCUGACGGCUCCUCUGACGAAUCCUCUGACGGCUCCUCUGACGAAUCCUCUGACGACUCCUCUGACGAAUCCUCUGACGAAUCCUCUGACGACUCCUCUGACGAAUCCUCUGACGAAUCCUCUGACGACUCCUCUGACGACUCCUCUGACGAAUC
Molecule: messenger RNA, 6121 nt
Organism: Ictalurus furcatus (blue catfish)
Lineage: Eukaryota; Metazoa; Chordata; Actinopteri; Siluriformes; Ictaluridae
Product: nuclear receptor coactivator 3-like
Exons: 23
Coding region: 479-4726 (1415 amino acids)
Biological process (GO): cellular response to hormone stimulus; positive regulation of transcription by RNA polymerase II
Cellular component (GO): nucleus
Molecular function (GO): nuclear receptor binding; protein dimerization activity
Source: RefSeq, a predicted model, not a curated record